This is a messenger RNA of Rhinopithecus roxellana (golden snub-nosed monkey), 3328 nucleotides long. It is a transcript of the gene TSPYL6, whose product is annotated as TSPY like 6. The record is from RefSeq and is a predicted model, not a curated record. The coding region runs from base 381 to 1601 and encodes 406 amino acids. NCBI's taxonomy places the organism in Eukaryota, Metazoa, Chordata, Mammalia, Primates, Cercopithecidae. Gene Ontology annotation, cellular component: chromatin; nucleus. Gene Ontology annotation, molecular function: histone binding; chromatin binding. Gene Ontology annotation, biological process: nucleosome assembly. The transcript has a single exon.
UCUAGCAUGUACAAAGGCUUCCUACAAAUCCAUAUGAAAAAGAACGCCUGCCCAGCAGAGAAAUAGGGAGAAGCCUCAGAUACUGCACAAGAGAGAAUAUCCUAAUGGCCAAAAAACAUGAGAAGGUUCUCAGUUGAUUAGGCUUUGGCUAAAUGCAAAUUAAAACCACCGUGUGAUACCACCACUCAUCCAGCAUAAUGGCUAAAAUAACGAUGUACAGGACACCACCAGACUCGCGAGACUGAGGGGUGGGUGUCGCGAGACUGAAGAGUGGGCGGUGCAAAUAGUCGAGGUGUUUACUCGCCAUUUUGUGUGAGGAACGUUGACGGUACCCACCACUGGCCUGGCCUCUACCGACUGCCGCCCUGGCCGCUACCAACAUGAGCCUCCUGGAGAGUCCUCAGAGGCCUACUACUCUCGACCAUGACCCGGAAGACCCGCACCAGGGCCAGAGGUCCCGAGAGAAGAGCAAGGCAACACAGGUAAUGGCAGAUGUGUUUGAGGGCCGCUUGGAGCCAGUCGUGCUCCCACCGCCCCGGCUUCCAGAGGAGGGGGUCCCGCCCCAGGAUCCCGCAGAUAGCGGCCAUACUUUCCACAUCUUGGUCGAUGGGAGUCGCAGUCAUGGAGCCAUCAAAGCGGGACAGGAAGUGACUCUACUACCCACGGAGGGCCUAGAAGCAGCCUCUGUCUCGCUGACAACUGACGGCAGCCUCAAAAAUGGCUUUCCGGGUGAAGAGACGCGCGGCCUAGAUGGGGAGAAGGCUGUAGAAACCUGUGGUGCAGGGAGGUCGGCGUCUGAAGUGAUUGCAGAGGAGAAGGCCGAGGACGUGAAGCCUGAGGAGUGUGCCAUGCUCUCAGCCCCAGUGGAUGAGAAACCAGGAGGCGAGGAAAUGGACAUGGCGGAAGAAAACAGAGCAAUAGAUGAGGUAAACAGGGAUGUAGGGCCUGGGCCCCUGAACAUGGGUGUCCACCUGAAUCCCCUGGAGUCCAUCCAGCUGGAACUGGACUCCGUGAAUGCCGAGGCUGACAGGGCCCUCCUGCAGGUGGAGCGCAGGUUUGGGCAGAUGCAUGAAUACUACCUGGAGCAGAGGAAUGACAUCAUUCGCAAUAUCCCGGGCUUCUGGGUCACUGCUUUCCGCCACCACCCACAGCUGUCUGCCAUGAUUAGACGCCAAGAUGCCGAGAUGUUAAGCUACUUAACCAGUUUGGAAGUGAAGGAGCUCAGAUACCCUAGGACAGGCUGCAAGUUUAAGUUCUUCUUUGGAAGAAACCCUUACUUCAGAAACAAGCUGAUCGCCAAGGUCUAUGAGGUCAGAUCCUUCGGCCAAGUGGUGUCUUUUUCCACUCUAAUCAUGUGGCGCCAGGGCCAUGGACCCCAGUCCUUCAUUCAUAGGAACCGACAUGUCAUCUGCAGCUUCUUCACCUGGUUUUCAGACCACAGCCUUCCAGAGUCCGACAGGAUUGCUCAGAUUAUUAAAGAGGACCUCUGGCCAAAUCCACUGCAGUACUACCUGUUGGAUGAAGACGCCCAUAGAGCUAGACGUCGCCCAAUGAGGGAGCCAGUGGAGAUCCCCAGGCCCUUUGGGUUCCAGUCUGGUUAACCUUUGCCUUUGGAACUACUCCUGCAGAAGGUCCCCUGCCACCACGAGCUGGACCUGUGCUUGGGCAACAGCAUUAGGUAUGCCCUUUACUUUUUUUGUUCUGACUUUCCUCUACCCUCUGUUUAAACUUUCCGUUCUCUCAACCUGAAGAUUGAUACCUUGGUGGCUAUGCUGCUUCCCUUUCACCCGGUUGUUUUGCUAUUCUGCGUUGACAUCACAUGCUCCCAGCCGAUGGGUUACAUCCUUCUAAGCGAAGAGAAUGAUGCUGUAGAUUACACUGUCUUUACCUUUGUUUGGACUCUGUUCCCAGGACCUCUGGUCUGGCUCCUCCUAUUUGGAUUUCUAGCUGUGUCUAAGAACCUAUGCAGCUCACCCUGCUCUGCAUCUGACAGUACAGGCACAUGGCCUGUCGACAGUUGCUGGGCAUUAGUGAAGUCAAGGGAGAACAGCAGGGGGCAACUUGAUCUGUGUGAAUUAUGGGACUCCAUUACUUUUCCUGAGACUGUGGUCACCUAUUGCUGCCUGCUACUGGCUAUGCCCACCACCUUGGGCAGCUCCCUGCUGAGUGAACACAUCCCAGACCAUUGCCAGCUCCACUCUGUGGUUUCUAAUCAACAGGGAUCUCCACAACACUGGUGGUGGACACAGGUUUCCUGUCAGCACACAAAAGACUCCUUCCUCUUCCAAAAGACCUCUCAAUUCUUUGCCACCACCACCCUCAUCAUCCAGAAACCCUACUGUCAGACAAAUGGUUGAGGGGACAUGUCAGACCCUAUCGUCAUGGCAAGGUUAAUAUGUUGGUGUUCUUGACAAGUACCAAGCUUUCUCAGCCACAACCAGUGGAUUCAUUGAAAAUCUAGGUACCUUUAUUUUCCUACCUUCCUGAACCUAAUGAAGUGCCAGAGUGAGUGUACACUUUCUUUUCUCUCAUCUCUCAUAAAUCUCUUCUGUCUUCCUUUAAAAAAACAAAGUAGUAGUUCAGAAACAUCUGCAGAAGCAGGCUUUUUAGUUUCUUGACUCUUUGUCAUGUCCAGAAGCAGGCUGUUCUGUAAAAUAGACUGCCAGACCUCUUAUUCCCCAUUCUCCUUUCUUUUCAGCUCCUCAUCCCUCUUUAGCAGUUCCUAGAGGGUUUAAAGGAAUACAGAGCUGGAUGGAAUGAAAGGUGAUUUCUAGUUCAGAGUGGAUAGAAGAAUGAAAGAGAUUGUGAUGGGUGCUCUAAGCAGGGAAAACCGAACAAAAAGGCAGAAAUGAUUCAGGGGAAAAUCGGGCCUAGAAUUAACACUGGGUCGACUAGUUACUGAUGGGAAGAGAAGUACUUUUUUUUUUAGUAUUCACAUAGAAGAAUAGAAGAUGGUUGGAGUGUUAAAUAUGUUGCCUAGAGAAGGGUUCUUCAAAGAAACACUGUAAUUUUGGGUGUUCUCUUUCUUGUUUGCAUGUAGCCUUAUUUAUGUGGAAGAUUAAUACUGUGUUAUAAUAUUUUCUCUUUCUGUUUACUGGGAAGAUUCAGCUGUACAGAUUUUCUUUUACUUUCAAUUAGGAACAUUUGGAAUAAUAUCAGCCUUUCUUUUUUGUACAUUAUAUGGAUAUGGAUAUUCAUGACAGUUUUUAGCCUGAUCUUGUUUCUGUUAAAACCAUAUCUUUAACAUUUUAUUUUGAAUAACUUGGUCUUAUCUGACACUGAAGACUGGAAACUAUUGUGUUCAUGUAUAAAUAAAUUACAAAAAAUU